Halichondria panicea is the source of this 2256-nucleotide messenger RNA. RefSeq names its product dnaJ homolog subfamily C member 11-like. Bases 54 to 2189 code for a protein of 711 amino acids. The transcript is spliced from 7 exons. The record is from RefSeq and is a predicted model, not a curated record. Lineage: Eukaryota; Metazoa; Porifera; Demospongiae; Suberitida; Halichondriidae. Gene Ontology annotation, biological process: cristae formation. Gene Ontology annotation, molecular function: GTPase activity; GTP binding.
UCUUUACCACAUCAGAUUCCAUGUGGCGCUCCUAAUUGAUCCACAUCCACACAAUGGCUGGCAAUUACGAGGCUGAACUCGAAGCAGGAGAAGAUGAUAGGCUAGAAUAUUACACUCUACUCAACACUGACCAACAUGCUACACAGGAUGACAUCAAAAGUGCUUAUAGACGUCUCUGUCGCAUCUACCAUCCAGAUAGGCAUCAAGACCCUAAAAAACAGGCAACUGCUGGAAACUUCUUCAGAAAAAUUCAGGAAGCAUACAAUGUGCUAAUUGAUCCACGCACUAGGGCAAUUUACGAUCGAUCUGGGAAGAAAGGACUGGAAGAUGAUUUGGCAUUAGUUCAACGUACUACGCUACCCUCGGAAUUGAUCAACGAGUACGAGCGUCUUCGAGCUCAAUGGGAAGAAAGGACAUACAUUCAGCAGGCAAAUCCUCAGGGAAAUUUUCAGAUGGAAGUCGAUGCUACAGGCUUAGUUGAUGGCCAGGUCUAUUACAACCAACCCUUACUCUAUGUGAAAAGUAUCAACGUUCAACAGUCUGUGGAUGCGGAGAUGACUAAAUCAACAUUUGGUAGCAUUUCAGGAAUGCUCACUGCUUCUCAGCGUGCCUUCUUUGGAGGAAUGCAGUUCUCGCUUCGCCAACUCAUCGACAAUCAAAAUUGGAUCAAAGUGUCUGCUCUAGCUGGGUCACAACCUGCACUAGGUGUGGACAGCUACCAUAGCCUUGGCACUCAUAUGUACCUUACCACCCAGUCUGUGAUGUCCCUAUCUCCCUAUGGUGUCGUACUAGCAGCUAAUGGUAGUCUGACCAGAAGACUUACUGACAGUACAAUGGCCACUCUCUCUGUCAAGCAGACUGGCAAUGCUGUAUCUACUCAAGUUGGACACAAACUUUCACUGACAACCGAAGUUAUUGGCGAAGUGCAAGUUGGAUAUCAAAGCUCCUAUGUGAAGGGAUCUAUACAGUACAAGCCAACUGAGAAAUAUUCAUUCAGAAGUGGAGUGAAGGUUGGGACAAAAGGAGCGACAUUGUUCUGUGGAGCUGAAGAACAGGUGGCUACGCUGACUUGCUUAGGGGGGACUGUCCUAGUCGGGUUGAACGAGGGAGUCGUUUUGAAGCUACGGUUAAUACGAGCAUCAAUGAAUUUUCAAGUAAGAAUCCAAGUAUCUCAAGAAGUCAGCUUAGCAUCUUUAGUUUAUGCUACUAUCAUACCGCUUGGAUUAUAUGCCUGCCUUCGAGUGUUUGCAAUAGCUCCAUUUCUGCAAAGGCAGCUCCUGAAAGAUCUUCAAAACAAGAGGGAGGAAAUACUCCAGGAGGCGCUGGCUAAGAAAGCAGAGGCUGAAGCAGCCGUCGAUCUCAUGCAAGAAACGUUUCAGAGAGCUGUUGAAUCAGAGCAAGCCAAACAGGGAUUAAUCAUUGUCGAGGCGUGGUAUGGAAAGUUGUUUGAUUUGCAGGCUGACGACCAACCCUAUCAACCUAAGAUCGUUGAUGUUUGCAUAUCAUUGCAAUGUAUGGUGCAAGACUCAAAGCUCAUCCUUCAAGAGAAUACAAAAGUGAACAUUCCAGGAUUUUACGACCCCUGCGUAGGCGAGAAGAAGCAUUUGCGAGUACGGUAUGAGUUCAGGGGAGCACCUCAUGAAGUGACACUAUUUCUAGGUGACAGUACAGUGGGCAAAACUGCUCUAGCACAAAGCUUUACAAGUGACGGCACACAGUUCGCCAAGUCUUACAACAUGACUACCAGUGUGGAUGUGUAUGUGAAGACAGUCACUAUUCCAAACACCAAAGUUGUAGUAGAACUGUACAUUCACGACUCUGCCGGGAAUGAGGUGUUCUCUGACUUUGUACAAGAGUUUUGGGACCAGCCGAACUUGGUAAUGGCGGUGUAUGAUGUCACUAACGAACAAUCUCUGAAGUCCUGUACGAAGUGGCUGGAGAGAGUCAAGGCUAAGAAAAUCACACCGGAAUUACAGCUGCCAGGUGUGUUGGUUGGUAACAAGGUGGAUCUGGUACAACGGAGAGUGGUCACAGAAGAAGAUGCCAGGAAAACAGCUCAAACAAAGGAACUUGAAUACUUCGAAUGCUCAGCGAAAGACCCAGAAGUAGUGGACAAACCUUUUCUAUACUUAGCCGAACAAUUUUACCAACUCUAUGAGCAAAGUUUGGACAAAACAAAGACAGUAUGAACAUGCAUAUAAUAAUUAUUUGCUUUGUUUACACAUAGAAAUCAUAUGUACUCAUAUGUACUCUUGC